Molecule: messenger RNA, 2752 nt
Organism: Cynocephalus volans (Philippine flying lemur)
Lineage: Eukaryota; Metazoa; Chordata; Mammalia; Dermoptera; Cynocephalidae
Gene: TPRN
Product: taperin
Exons: 4
Coding region: 1-2196 (731 amino acids)
Biological process (GO): stereocilium maintenance; auditory receptor cell stereocilium organization; sensory perception of sound
Cellular component (GO): stereocilium base
Molecular function (GO): phosphatase binding
Source: RefSeq, a predicted model, not a curated record
AUGGCGGGCCUGGGGCGGCCGGGACCAGGCCCGCGCGCCGCGCUGCCCGCCUGGAAGCUGGAGAUCCUGGAGCGCAAGCGGGCCAAGCUGGCCGCCCUGGGCGCGGGCGCGGCGCCGGCGGAGCCCGCGGGCGCGGCCGAGCAGCUGGUGCUGGCCGAGAGCCUGGGCCCGCUGCGCGAGAACCCGUUCGUGCGGCUCGAGUCCGCGCGGCGGCGCGGCGCGGCGCGGCCGGUGCAGCAGCUGCUGGAGCUGUGCCGCCGCGUGCCGGGCGUGCGCGCCAUCCGCGCCGACGACAUCCUCAUCAUCGAGUCGGCGCCCGGCCUGCCCGCCGCGCCGCCCGCCGCCGGGGCCGCGCGCCUCCGAGCCGCCGAGGUGCUGGUGUUCGAGGCGCCGGCGCCCGGCCGCGUCAGCCGCCUGCUCGAGAAGUUCGACCCUCGCGCCGCGCCGCGCCGCCGCGGGAGCCCCGAGCGCGCCCGCCCCCCGCUGCCGCCGCCGCCCCCAGGGUCGCCCAGGCCCCCGUGCGCGGAUCCCGGCCAGUCGGGCCCGCGCCCGGGAGAGCGCGCCGCCGGUCUCGAGGGCGGGCGCGGAGGCGGCCGGGCCGGCCCUGGGGCCCGGCGCAGCGACUUCCUGCAGAAGACCGGCAGCAACUCCUUCACCGUCCACCCCCGGGGCCUGCACCGCGUCGUCGGCACCCGCCCCCUCUCCAACGGGCUCGCGGGCUCCCCGCCGGGGCUGAGCGAGUGGAAGCCAAAGGUGGAGGCGGGGGAACCCUCCCUCCACCCGUCCCCCAGUCCCGGGACCCCGAGUGCCACUCCAGCCGCUCCCCCUGCCUUCCCUGCGCCCAGCCCUGCCAGUGCCACUCCCAGCCAGCUCCAAAGGGUCUCCGCAGCCACCAGCGCCAACGACUCCUUCGAGAUAAGGCCGGCCCCCAAGCCAGACAUGGAGACCGUCCCCUCGGGGGACCUCCAGGCUCAGGCUCUGGCCAGCCUCCGGGUAAACUCCCGCAACUCCUUCGUGUUCAUCCCCAAGCGCAAGGCCUCCGGGGUCCCUCCUCUCGAGGGGAGGCAGUCUGCGGAGCUGCCAAAGGGAGAGGUGGGCUGGGCCUCCCAGAGCCAGGAGCUCAGAGCCCAGCUGGUGCCUGGAGCAGAUGGCGCGCCUGCCCUUGGGAGGAGCCCCUCCCGGGUCGAGGGGAAGUGGGCAGUUGAGGAGGGCAGCUGCCCCAGGCCAGCCACUGCCCUCAUAGACCGGGCUGUCAGGUGGCAGAGGCCGUCCUCGCCACCCCCAUGGCUGUCGGCCCCUGCCGAAGCUGAGCCUGCCGAGGGCUACGGGGUUCCUGGCUUGGCCAAGAAUGGCCAGGAGCAUGGAAGGCCAGAGCUGCCUGUGACCUUCAUUGAUGAGGUGGAUUCAGAGGAGGAGACCCCACAAGAAGCCAAACUGCCCUGCUCAGAGAUUGGUGCACCUCCCCGGUACCGCCUGCACCCUGUGAGGCCUGGACACACAUUAGAGCCCCAGCACCGAGGCAGCAACACCUUCACAGUGGUGCCCAGGAGGAAGCCAGGGACCCUGCAGGAGCAGCACCUAGGUCAGGCCGCCAACGGGGAACGUCAGCCACAGGAAGCCAAGGAAGAGGAGGACGGUAGCCUCUUGGGGCCACGCGCUGCCCCGGGGACCACCCCAAAAAAGCGCUACCCCACUGUGCAUGAGAUAGAGGUGAUCGGCGGCUACCUGGCCCUGCAGAAGUCCUGCCUCACCAAGGCUGGCUCCUCAAGAAAGAAGAUGAAGAUCUCCUUCAACGACAAGAGCCUGCAGACCACAUUUGAGUAUCCGUCCGAGAGCUCUCUGGUACAGCAGGAGCAGGAGGAAGAGGAGGAGGAGGAAGGAGAAGAGGAAGAGGUGGAGGAGGAGGAGCAGGAGGAGGAGGGGGAGGGGUCCAGCUCAGAGAAGCCCUUUGCAGUCUUCCUGCCCCGGGCCACAUUCGUGAGCAGCGUGGGGCCUGAGAGCCCUCGGCUGCCAGACGGCAGUUCAGGCCUGUCCAGCUACACUCCAAAGCAUUCCAUGGCCUUCAGCAAGUGGCAGGAGCAGACACUGGAGCAGGCUCCCAGCAAAGCAGAGCCCCUGCCCAAGGAGGUCGUGCUCACACCUGCCAGUCAGAAUGACCUCUCAGACUUCCGGAGUGAGCCAGCCCUGUAUUUCUGACCCCCAGCACUGCCAGGACAGCCAAGGCCUGAGCCUCAGGUGUGGGGGCCCUGGGAGCUCCCACCUUCAUCUGCAGCCCCUUCUGCCCUGCCUGGCUCUGCUCCACUAUACCCCACCCUCCCUUUCCUGUGGCCUCAGCCAUGCUGGCCCUGGAAGCAUCCUAGGCUCCUCCUGCCAUUGGGGCCAGGUCUGUCUGAGUCACUCCCAGGCCUGGUUUGGGGACUCCAAGGAAAAGCAGAGGUGGGGAGCUGCCUGUGGAAAAGGGCCAAAGUCCUGUUGGAUGGUGGCCCAUUUGUGAACAGGUGGGAGCCUGAGCACAUUCUGCCCCUGGCUGUUGUCUGUCCUGCCCGCCAAUCCUGCUUCCCAGCCCCUGCCUGCUGUGCCUAGCGGCUGUUGGGCAUGUCUGGGUUGAAGGGCUGUCCGGGCUACCUGUUUUCUGCAGGACUCCAAACCCCCGACCUCAGCCCGCAUUCCAAGGUAGAGCUCAGCCACCCCUUUGUGAUGAACGGCCAGUCUUCUCUUGCCUCUGAUGAUGAACUCAAUAAACAGCACUGAA